AUGGACGCGUUAAUCCAGCUUGCUCACUUGUCGGAAGAGGAUCUUAUGAGUCUAUCAGAAAAGGUGGCGGAAAAUCUUGCGAUCGCUUUCGACAGUGUUACCCACGAAGCUGCUGAGGCUAAAGAACGCCUAAAGCAGAUUGAAGAGUCGCAUAUUGAACGCCUCCAAGAGGAAUGUGCUCGUCUCCGAUCCGAUUUGGACUCAACUGGCACCAGUCUAACUACAUUUCGUGAGGCUCUUAGUAAAGAAGAAAUCAAAUGCUUAGAGCUAACGAAGGAGCGAGAUGAGCUAAAUAAAAAGCUUACCGAUUGUAUGUCUGUAUCUGGCGAACUAGAAUUAGUAAUCAAGAACCUGGAGAACGAUAAAGAAGGUUUAAACGAACUUCUAAAUAAAAAGAUAUCGGAGUGCGAACAACUCUCUGCCGAGCUGCGGGAACUUCAGGAAGAAGUCAGUUCAACUAGACGCAUAAAAUCAGAUGCACUGACGCAGCUGGAAGAAGCUAAGACGGAGAAGGCUCUUUUGGCGUCCGAGAAGUAUCUUGACCUGGAGUCCGAGUUAGCGUCUCGAAAAGUCGAACUUGAGAAAUCCCAGUCUUCUGUAGCCAAGUUAGAGGAUCUUGUCAAGCGAUUGACGGAGUCUAAUGAAGACCACAUUGAAAAGUUGAAGAUAUUGGAUGCUCAACGUCGCCUCACUGAUUUGUACAAGGACCAAGCUACUGAAGCGGAGAAAAAGUGUGAAGAAAUGCAAAAGGCCGUCGCGGAAAUGCAGGAAAUGCUCAAUCAGGGGCAUGAACACGUCAUCAAAUUGCAAAACGAAAAGGCCGCUUUUGUCGAGACGCUGGUGGCAGAGAAGGAAAAGUUGGCGUCGCAAAACGCCAUGCUCACGAACGAAUUAAAGGUUGCAAAUGAAAUCGUCGACAAAUUUCGCAUUCAGGGACUCUCGGAGGAGGAGCUGCGUCAGCUUAAUCCCGCUGUAGCGACCACAAUCGCUUCAUUAAAACGCGGGAGGAGUCUUACGCAGAUUUACUCAGACUACGUUCAGGUUGUUGAGGAGCGCGACCUGCUCAAACUUGAUAAUGGAAGGUUGACAGAGCACAUUCGUGAGAUGAUUUCGCAGUUGGAGGAGAAAGGUCCCCUGCUUCGCUCGCAACAGGAGGCCUUCUACAAGAGUAAGGAACGGAUCGCUGAAUUAGAGUCACAACUAGAGACCGCCCUGGCCAAUGCCAAAGAGCAGCAUGAGAUGGCCAAUGACCACAGCCGACGUUCAGGCUAUUACCAGCGUCAAAAUCUGCGACUUAAGCAAAGCUGCAAGGAUCUCUCCACCCAGGUUAAAACUCUGCUUUACGAACUCGAAACUGCUCGAGGGACGGUCAUUAAAUUGACCGAUCAGGGAGCCCUUGACGCAUUCCCCGAUAGCAGCACCGAUGACACGGACAGUCGUAAGCUGCUUGAGCUUUGUUCUUCGAACAAUUCGGCAGCUGCGUCGGUGAUCGACUGCAACCUGGUGACUUAUCGAAGUCUAGCUGAGUUGCAGACCCAAAAUGCGCGUCUUUUACUGGUUGCAAGGGAUUUAGCCACCCAACUGGAAGAUCACGAAUCAAAAGAGGACGUCCUGGCCAGCCGAGUGUCGGAGAUUACGGCCAAGGUAGAAGUACUUUCCGGUGAAGUACAGGUGGCUCGUUUGGCUGCCUCCGAAGCGAGAUCGGAGGCCCAGUUCGCUGCACGACAGCGCGACGCUUUCAAGGCGUUGCUUCAGAAACACGCCAUCCCCUUGCCGGAUUCUGCAAUAGCUGAAGGCUCGACGCCGUGUAAACGCGGUCCCUCUGAUGCAACGUCUAUCGAUAACGCCAGCCUCCUUGUUCACCCAGAUACAUCAGGUGUGAUUGACGUCUCAUCAGUGUCCACUUUGGAUCGGACUAAUGCAACAACAUCGGGAGGUAACGACUCCCAAUCCGCGGUCAAGCUUGAGGAGUCUCUGUGCUCCCUCCAUUCCGAACUUAAGCAGUACCGCGAGGAUAAAGCCAAAUCGGACGAGGUCUACACUGAGACAAUCGAGAAACUCCGUAAAGAAGGGAGUGAAGCCAGAAUUCUCAACCAGAAGUUGGCUGCUCAACUGGAUUUUACACACGAGAAAUUUCGAACUCUGGAGGCGAAUGUGGCCAACUACAAGGAGGAGAUAUCUAUUCUGCGCGAGAUGAACGCGCGUUACACCACCUCGGCCGCGGCAAGCGAUGAGGCCCUGACGGCACUGCGUGAACAAUCGGCCUGCACAAGCGACCGCCUGGCUGCUGCCGAAGUUGAGUGUCGCCAACUCACUCGUCAACUGGAGCACGCUCGUGCCAACGAAACCCGUCUCACCCAGGAGCUCGAAUCUGCCCAAAAAUUGGCCGUCACGCACGAACAGCUGAUGCGUCAGCUGCAGUCCAUUCAAAACAACCUGGAACACCGCGAGGAAAUGGAGAGGAUGCAGGCUAGUCGUCGGAUAGCCGCCUUGGAAACUGAACUGGCAGAUUUGCGAAAGUCAUCCGAGGAGAAGCUAGAGAAAAUGGAUGCCUUGAACAUGACGUUGCAGUCGGAGCUUUCGCACGCCAGGCAGGCACUUCGUUCCGCCGAAGAGGAAGCUUGUCAACUUCGUACUGCGAUCGCGACAUCGAAAACUGGUCCUGGUACGCCCACGUCUAGCACCGAUGGUAGCAGUCCCAACGCUCGUGCAAAGCCUUCAGAUCAGCUGGCGCAUGCAGUCGGCGAUCAGACGUCCGCGUCUGCGGAGACCUCCACCUGUCCCGAAAACCAACCCUCGCUGGCUCAAUUCCGGGAGGUCGAACGAGAAUGCUCAUUCCUCCGCGUCUCUCUCGAAGCGGUUCGCAAGCAGUUUGCAGAGUACCAGCAGUUGGGCAGUGAAAUGGAAGCCCACAUCGCCAGUCUGACGCGGGAACGCGAGGAACUGGAGCACGCCCAUGCAGCUGAGGUCGAAGACAAAAACCAACGUAUGCAUUUCUCUCUUUUCUUUUUAAUGGCUUUGUUGCGCACUCACCGGUUACCCAUUAAACACGACGCGCUUGCUCUUUCCUCCCUAGAGUGCGAACUUCUCAACAUGCAGUUGAUGUUGGAGAAGAGCGAAAGACAGGACCUGGUCCAGGCGAACGCACGUCUAACGGACGAGUCCCAGGCUGCGCUGACAAAGCUGCGGGCGGACUUGGUCGCUGCACAGGCGGCGUUGAAGGACGCAGAGGCGAGACGCGAGACCGCGCUCAAGGUGGAGGAGUCCUCGCGUUCGGAGGUCGCCUCUCACCAGCGCACCGCUCAGGAGGCGAGGGAGAAGUACGAAGUGGAACUGCGAUUGCAUUCACAGGAUGUGCAACUGUUGAUGGAGGCGCGCAAGCGUGCAGAGGAGGCGCGUUCCGAAGUCGAGGGUCUCCGAACCGCCCUGGAGACUGCCAAGGCGUGCGCAGAGCAGUCGGAGGAGCGCUCGAAGGAGCAGUUGAAGCUCUGGGAAGAGGAGCGUGCUCGUUUCACCAAGCGUAUUGCCGACGCCGACGAAGAAGUCAACCGGCUGCAAGAGCAAAUACUGAAGUUAACAGAGCAAACCGUGAACCUCCGCAAGUUGAUGGAGCGCUCAAGUGAUGAGUCAUUUCCGAGCGAAGAAUUGGGUGCUCAGAUCAAAGCAUCAGAGGACUUUACGCACGUUCUUGAGUACCUGCGUCGCCAGAAGUCAAUUGCCGAGGCAGCUGAGGAGGCUGCCAACGCGGAAGUCAGCCGUUUGCACCUGCGCGUCCACUCCCUCGAGUCACGCAUCGCCGAUCUGCAGGCGCAGCUCUCUGAGGAGCGCCGAGAAAGCGAGAUUCGAGCCGAGACCUCCAGUCAGCACGCCAGUCUGAUGAGCCAGAUUGAGCAGGUCAGUGUGCUCAGUGAGUCGAACCGUCUCCUCAGACAGGAGCGCGAAAGCAUCCGCAACGCGGCUGCCCAGGCUGAAGAACAGUUGGUCGCAUUGCGUGCUGAAAUGGAGCCUCUUCGGAUACAGUGUAAGGAAUUGGAGGAUAUGAGAGAAAUUCUCGCGGCGGAGAAGCGCUCUCUGGCGGAGGAACGUGAUCGUUGGAAGGAGAGGUGCACACGCCUUGUGGAGACGUCGAAACGAAUGGAUCCCGAGGAGUACAAACAGGCCUGCAAUGCUCGAGAUCAACUUCAAGCACGCUUGCUGGCAACCGAGGAGGCGAAGGCGAGUCUUGAGCGCGAAUCCGAGUCCCGCAUUGCCGCACUCGAGCAUCAGAUGGGCGAGCUCUCGUCGAGUCUCUCCAAACUGGAGGCCGAAAGACUGGCUUUGGCCACCAAAACUGCGUCACUAGACGAGCAAUGUCGGAAUCAGCAGGAAGAGCUCUCUAGGAAACAGGUUAAUAUCGUGAAACUCCGUGAAAUCGGACGCAAGUACCGUCAGGAGUCAGAUGAACUGCGACGUCAAUUAUCCACCACUCAAGAAAAAGAAAAGAGCAUGAAGACGGCAGAAGAGGCGAUGGUGGCACUGCGCGCCGAUCUCCUGAAUACUCAAGCGAAUCUGCAUUUGGAACAGGAGCAGUCGACUCUUCUGAGACAGGAAAUCAACCAUUUGGAACAGCUGCUUGGCCAGGCCGAGUCGUUGCCGGAGCUAGCCGCAAUUACGACCGACUCGCCGCAAUCCCUGAUCGGCGAUGACCUGCCACCGCCGCAUCAAGCCUCGGCCACCUACGAUCAUCUGAAUCGCCUUCUCUCCCUGCUGCUGGCCGAGCUGUCGCGUCUUCGAAGCCAGGCUGAAGCACAGUCGGAGCGGCUCUUGCGAAUGCAACUGAUUGAGUCACAACUCACCAAGACUAAAAGACAGUGUGUUGAAUUGAAGGCGCAGCUAGCCUCGGCAAUGGCUGUCCCCAGCGAACCGACUCCUGUCUCAACCCUCGUCACCUCCAGUGUCUCCUCUGUGGCAACUACUUCGGCAAGUUUUCUUCGCAAACCCGCGUAUUAUUCCACGAUUCAGAGGCUUCCCAUUAGUAGCGUUUUGUAUUUUUCUUGA
This is a messenger RNA of Mesocestoides corti, 5037 nucleotides long. Lineage: Eukaryota; Metazoa; Platyhelminthes; Cestoda; Cyclophyllidea; Mesocestoididae. The record is from the annotation of a GenBank genome assembly.